Exophiala mesophila is the source of this 1754-nucleotide messenger RNA. RefSeq lists its product as uncharacterized. Gene Ontology annotation, biological process: nuclear protein quality control by the ubiquitin-proteasome system; proteasome localization. The coding region runs from base 275 to 1174 and encodes 299 amino acids. Lineage: Eukaryota; Fungi; Ascomycota; Eurotiomycetes; Chaetothyriales; Herpotrichiellaceae. The transcript has 2 exons. The record is from RefSeq and is a predicted model, not a curated record. Gene Ontology annotation, cellular component: nucleus.
CUACCACCGCCAUCAUCUUGCUCCAAACCUAACCAUCACCCACGAGUCACAAACAAGCCCCUCCAGCUACCCUUCACCGCCUGACACUCGGCCAGACCUACCAUCUUCACCUCCAUUGAUCGAUUCUUUGUCCUUUAACAUCCUACCCAUCGUCCUAUCUUCCUAUCUCAUCAACAAUCCAUUUUCAUCCUUGUUCAACCAACCAACCAGCACACUCCUAUCUCACGCACCAAAUCCGUCAGAUCAACAGGGCUUCAUCGUCCACGAUUCCAUCAUGAGUAGCCUGGCUACGCCUCCCAUUCCUCCUCAUUUCCACGAGCACACUCGUCUCUCUCCCUCUAGAUCAAUGGCGUCCUCAAACCCAUCAAGAAAGCGAAAAGCCUCUCCCUCGUCCGAUUAUGAUGAUGAAAUGUCUACGUCGCCCUCCAUCUCCAAUGCACGCCUCCCUCCCACUCCCAAUCUCCGAAAGAGAAUGCGUGCGAACUUGACAGGGCGACCACUGUCUGUAGAUCGACUUUUAGAGACACUCGAUAAAGAUUCUUUGAGAACGGUGUUGAAACAACUUUGCGACCGAAGUCCUAGCAUUCGAGAAGAGGUCAUUCAAAUCAGCCCUCGCCCCAGCAUUCAGAGCACUCUUCAAGUUCUUCGAGACUAUCACGACCGACUAAUGGCCUCAUUUCCCCUCGACCCGAAUCCUCGUUCGGAUUACUGCUAUGAUCGAGUUCGACCCCAAUGGAACGAAUUACUCGAAGCCUUGACCGAUUUUACACCCCACUUCCUCCCCCCUAAUGAACAACAAUCAUCCGUCUCCCUCGAAUAUCUCAACGGGGUCACCAACAUUAUUCAUGAUCUCCCUGAAUGGGACACUCAACAGUACAACGUCUCUAAGAUGAAUGCCUACGAAGAGAUUUCCCGAGCGUGGAGCAACGUCAUAAAAGAAGCCAGCAAAAGAGGUGGAGGGAUCCAAUUACAAUAUGGCGGAUGGGAGGAGAAACUUCGAGCACACAACAUCAAGAGUGACAACAGACUCAAGGGAGCCUAUGAAGCGCUUCUUGACGCUCUUGGAUGGCUUCGACCUGCUCCUUCGACCAAUCAAUCUCAGAGCAUAAGACAACAACUGUUCUCCAACACAUACGGCAUGGAACAGCCUGUUCUUCGCAGCGGCAAGUGGUGAAAGGCCCUCGCUUAGGGUGGCCAUAUCUUCUUCUUUGCGAACGGCUCUCACCGAUAAGAUACCCUCUCAUCAACAUGAGAGCGGACUUUAUGAUGACGACUUUUCUUUUUUUCAAUCGGUCCGGGGGAUUGGGCGGUAUUUACGACUUUAUCACGAAACCACAUGGCUUCAGCCUGCUUUUUAAUUGUGCAUUGCUUGGUGCCAUUGUGGCGCAUGUCGAGUUUUUGCAGCUUUUCACCAUAGACACACUCAUCAGGUCAGCAUCUCUUAGCAACCCAGACAUUCAAGGUGGAAUGAAUUGAUGGCGUUGAUGAAGGACGGGGAGGGACAGGCAGGGGAGUGAGAGGGCUGGGGCGGCAUGAGCUUUCUUCUUGUUGGUACAUUUCUAAAGCAAUGGGUGGCUGGCUCUCUCUCUCUCGUGAGAUUUGAUUCCCUUUUCAAUUGCAGACAGGUAAAUAGUGGGUGAUGGUAUGGUUGGUAGGCUUGAUAUCAUCAUGAUUAUUCAGAGUACUUUUAUUCCUUAGCGUCUAGUGUGUGUGAUUAUCAUUAAUGAGAUCGAAGAGGUGUUGAGUGAGUGUGA